AUGGAUGAGCAUCUUAGUGAUCUGGAAAAAGCUAUGGAAAAUUCACAACCAAUGGUAAUGACAUCAAGUUCCGCUAUUUUACCCAGUAAUUCAACUAACUGUACAGUUUCGAACAUCGUGUCGAGCGGCAGAAUCACAACGGUUAGCGGUAAAAUUAAAAAACAUAGCGAUAAAACAUCUACAAAUACUAGUCGUGUCUCAAUACAAAUUUGCCAACGGCGCCCAGUUACUCGCUCUCAGACGGGUAGCUUACCAUUGCGAACGGAAAAACUUGAUGCAGCUGAGGUUGAAAAAACAUGCAGUACUUUAUGUGAUCUAAAACAAAAUACUGCAUAUACACCAAAAUCAGCAAGAAGCAAACAUUAUUUAACCACAGGCCACGCCAUCACAGGCAAUGACUUUGGAAUAGUGUUAAGGGAAACACAUCUUUAUAAACUACUAGUAAAAGAAUCGCUAGUCAUUAGGGCAAUUGCCCCCUCUCUUAAUGGCACAGAUCGUUCCGUAUCAUUAUAUGUAUAUUCCAAUGGUAUUCAACAAGCUCUAUGGGAUAGAAGAAACAUCGAGUGUAAAGGUUCAGGACUGUAA
Molecule: messenger RNA, 585 nt
Organism: Didymodactylos carnosus
Lineage: Eukaryota; Metazoa; Rotifera; Eurotatoria; Philodinida; Philodinidae
Source: the annotation of a GenBank genome assembly